Nipponia nippon (crested ibis) is the source of this 948-nucleotide messenger RNA. The record is from RefSeq and is a predicted model, not a curated record. NCBI's taxonomy places the organism in Eukaryota, Metazoa, Chordata, Aves, Pelecaniformes, Threskiornithidae.
AUGUUGUGGAAACUAGCAGAUAAUGUCAAGUACGAAGAGGACUGCGAGGACCGGCACGAUGGGAGCAGCAACGGGAACCCGCGGCUCCCCCACCUCUCGGGCGGACGCCAGCACCUGUGCACACCAAAUGUGGAAGAUCAACACUUAUUAAUGCAUGACCAGACAGUCAUUAGAAAAGGUCCCAUUUCCUUAACAAAAAACAGCGCUCUGAGUCUCCCCUGCCAAAAGGAUGGAUUAAUUGGAGUGGUCAUAAACCCCAAUGAAGUAUUUUGUUCUGUGCCGGGGAGGCUUUCCCUCCUGAGCUCCACGUCGAAAUACAAAGUGACAGUAGCAGAGGUGCAGAGGCGGCUCUCGCCCCCCGAGUGUCUCAACGCCUCUCUGCUGGGAGGAGUGCUCAGAAGAGCCAAAUCUAAAAAUGGUGGCAGAUCAUUAAGGGAAAAACUGGAUAAAAUUGGCUUGAAUCUUCCCGCUGGUAGAAGGAAAGCUGCAAAUGUGACGCUAUUGACAUCUUUGGUGGAAGGUGAAGCUGUACAUCUUGCUCGUGACUUUGGUUAUGUUUGUGAGACAGAGUUCCCUUCCAAAGCAGUGGCCGAAUAUUUAACGAGACCACACAUGGGCCGCAAUGAAAUGGCGAACAGAAAGAAUAUGCUUCUUGCUGCAAAGCAGAUUUGUAAGGAAUUCACAGACCUCCUCACUCAGGACAGAACUCCUCUUGGAAACACGAGACCUAGUCCCAUCUUGGACCCUGGCAUCCAGGGCUGUUUGACUCAUUUUAGCCUGAUCACACAUGGCUUUGGGAGUGCUGCCAUCUGCGCUGCCAUGACAUCCGUCCAGAACUACCUAAAUGAAGCAUUAAAAAUAGCAGACAAAACAUACAUGAACACUGGCGACCAGAGCCCUGCAGAAACCAACAAAACCAUUGAUAAAAUGGAUAAGCACAGGAAGUAA